Molecule: messenger RNA, 723 nt
Organism: Cucumis melo (muskmelon)
Lineage: Eukaryota; Viridiplantae; Streptophyta; Magnoliopsida; Cucurbitales; Cucurbitaceae
Exons: 5
Coding region: 84-494 (136 amino acids)
Biological process (GO): endoplasmic reticulum to Golgi vesicle-mediated transport
Cellular component (GO): cytoplasm; nucleus; TRAPP complex
Source: RefSeq, a predicted model, not a curated record
CAUCCAAGCCCAGCCCAGCCCGCCCCUCCCUUUAACUCUCUGUCGUCUCACUCCACCAGAGACCUUCCGAAUUGCUACUCAGAAUGGCGAACACAGCUUGUUUCAUCAUCGUCAGUAGGAACAAUAUCCCAAUUUAUGAAGCUGAAGUCGGAUCUGCUGUUAAAAGAGAGGAUUCCGCCCAGCUGCAUCAAUUUAUAUUGCAUGCGUCCCUUGACAUUGUCCAAGACCUGGCAUGGACUACUAGUGCCAUGUUCUUGAAAGCAGUCGAUAGGUUCAAUGAUUUGGUGGUGUCUGUCUAUGUAACCGCUGGUCUACAUACGCGAUUGAUGUUACUUCACGACUCUCGCAAUGACGAUGGAAUCAAGAGUUUUUUUCAAGAGGUUCAUGAGCUUUACAUAAAGACUAUACUCAAUCCCCUCUACUUGCCUGGAUCCCGCAUCACGUCUUCACAUUUUGACACAAAAGUUCGCGCACUCGCAAGGAAGUAUCUCUAGUCAUCACCUUCAUUGCAGACCAAAUGUGCUUUCAUGACAAUGCUUCGAAGUUUAUAGUAGCCCUAAGUUUUCUUUUAACUGUACAACAUUUUAAUCUUUGCCAUUUGUGGUCCUGACAUCAAUCAAUUCAGUAGUUAAAUAAUUCUCAAUGUGUAAUAUUGACUUUGGAAUGGCUUGGUUACGAGUUGGAAUUGCACUUCACAGUAAUGCGUUUUGCCCUUUUUACUCA